This is a messenger RNA of Parnassius apollo (apollo), 297 nucleotides long. The record is from the annotation of a GenBank genome assembly. NCBI's taxonomy places the organism in Eukaryota, Metazoa, Arthropoda, Insecta, Lepidoptera, Papilionidae.
UUGCAGGAUACGUCAGUAAACACGCAGACUCAAAAUGAAGACACCACUGAAUUUGAGCCGAAGAGUUCUCAAGCUGGUAGUGAGAAGCAGUCGACGUCUAGUGCUGAAAAUAGUAGAAAUGGUAGUACAAUAUCGUCUGUAUCGUUGCAUUCUCAAACACCAUUCAACCGCAAACGAAAGACAGACAUGCCAAUUGAUAUGGCAAUUAAAGAACUAAAAGCUAUAAGCAAGGAAAACAAAGAGCAAGUUAAAGACGAGUUUGAUUUAUUUUGUAAAAGUUUGGCAAUACAGCUAUAG